This is a messenger RNA of Caretta caretta (loggerhead turtle), 3411 nucleotides long. NCBI's taxonomy places the organism in Eukaryota, Metazoa, Chordata, Testudines, Cheloniidae. The record is from RefSeq and is a predicted model, not a curated record.
AUAUUUGUAGAUGUAAUUGGACUUUGUGGCAAGAGUCCGUUUGGUCUAACUGUUGAGCUUAUAAAUGCCACUGAUUCCCGGUGGCACCCUAACUUUACCUGCUAUGCUGCUGCUGUUUCAAACCAAACUGACCUGAGCACCACUAACAAAGUGGGUUUAAUAAUUUCUCUGAACCCUUUUUCUCACUACAUAACUCAAAUGGUAAAACAGAAUGAUACAAAGUAAAAAAUUUGCAUAAGGAAACAAAGGAUCAGGCCACACACUUACAAAGUCAUAUUGAAUCCAUAUGCAUAUAUUAAGAUUGCACAAUGUAAUUAGUAAUUACACAGAAAAAAAACCUACAUAAAAAGAAUGUUAAGGUUGCAAAGUCAAGUACUCAAAAGUUAGAAAAUGUCAGAAUUGAGGUCACUCAUGCAGCCUUAAGGGAGCCAUGUUAACGCUCCACAGGCAACCACAGUUCUGGCAUUUUCUGCCACUUUAAAACUAUUCUUUUAAUGGAGGGGUGUGUGUGCGCGCAUGCACAAUUUCCUUGGGUUUUAGAACAGCAAACUGAAAAAACAAAUUAUAUCAUGUGGCAUUGACACCCAGAUAGGCCAUCAUCAUGGCUGUAACCUUCAAAGCCACCCCACAGACUUCGUCACAUGAACUAAUGGAGUAACUGACAACAGUAGCAGUUUCUCAUCCUCUAUGUGGAACAGCCACCAGAGGGGAAGAGUCACAUGCUUUGCUGGGGAUUCCACAGAUAUUUGCUGAUAACACAAAUGUUGAGACUGAAGACUCUCUGGUUCAUUAAUGUUUCUAUGGGGAAAAUAAUUUAAAUGGUUACAGACUCUUUUGCACGUUCCCCUCAAGCCUGAUCCCUUGUACUCUCAUUCCUUCCAGCCUGUCCCUGCCUCAGCCCCGUCUUCCCCCAGCCCCAAACCAACUCCUAAUUCCAGCCUAUUCAUGUAGACAGUCCCAAUCUCAAUUUCUCUGGACUCUUCAUCCCAGUCAGUCUUAUUGCCCAUCUGAGUCCCAGUCUUCCCCACUAUCCUAGCUCCCAGUCCUACUUUUCCUCCAUAAACUCCUCAUCAGAGUCUCCCUGACCAGCGAGCCCCAGUCCUCCCACCAGCCUUCUCAUCCCAUCUCAGUCUCUCAUCCACCCCACACUGUUCCUAGUCGGAGACUCCCUCCUCAGGCUCCUGGUCCCAGUCUCCUGCCCCAUUCCCUCACAGCUCUUCAUCAGAUCUCAGUCUUACCGUCCCCGGCAGCUCUGUUUCCACUCUGGGGUCCCAGUCUUCUUGACAAGCCAGUCCCCUCGUACAGCCAGCUCCUAACCUUCCUCUCCCAGGCUCCUUAUCCCAAUCUAGUCUCCCCACCACUUCUUCGCCCAGUCCUGUUCUUGUCCCCCUCUGCAUUCCUCCUCCAGAACAUGUGGGCCCAACAAGAAACUGGAAACCUCUUGCAGUUGUUACCUGAAGCCAAGGGCAAAGCUGACAGAGUCUGGAAUUGUGGAGUAUCUUCUAUGACAGAUCAACCUGGGCAUCUGGCAAUGCCUCACUCAAGGUGCUAAGCACCAUCAAAUCAAUGUGUUAAAGCACCAAACUUAAACAUGGGUUGAUUAUAGCAGUACACUGAUCAGGAUGAAGGAUGCCUCAAGGUGCUGAGGCAUAACUUUGCAGCCUCUCCCAUCAAAUCUACAUUGUUAAAAGAGGUACUGGCACAGAUGGAAUGUUUGACAACUAAUUUAAAAAGAUCAAAGCAAAGUACACACCAUGAAUUUACCUAUUAAGUUUGACAUUUCAAAGUUAAUCAUUUUUAUUUAUCCUAUCAGAAUGAAAAUUGUCAGGAUUUUUUUUUUAAUUCAGAAAAACAUUUUUUUUAAAUCCUUUCAUAGCCCUGGUCUGCACUAGGACUUUAGGUCGAAUAUAGCAGCAUUAAAUCGAUGUAAACCUGCACCCGUCCACACGAUGAAGCCCUUUAUUUCGACUUAAAGGGCUCUUAAAAUCGAUUUCCUUACUCCACCCCUGACAAGUGGAUUAGCGCUUAAAUCGGCCUUGCCGGCUCAAAUUUGGGGUACUGUGGACACAAUUCGACGGUAUUGGCCUCCGGGAGCUAUCCCAGAGUGCUCCAUUGUGACCGCUCUGGACAGCACUCUCAACUCAGAUGCACUGGCCAGGUAGACAGGAAAAGAACCCUGAACUUUUGAAUCUCAUUUCCUGUUUGGCCAGCGUGGCAAGCUGCAGGUGACCAUGCAGAGCUCAUCAGCACAGGUGACCAUGUUGGAGUCCCAGAAUCGCAAAAGAGCUCCAGCAUGGACCGAACGGGAGGUACGGGAUCUGAUCACUGUAUGGGGAGAGGAAUCCGUGCUAUCAGAACUCCGUUCCAGUUUUCGAAAUGCCAAAACCUUUGUCAAAAUCUCCCAGGGCAUGAAGGACAGAGGCCAUAACAGGGACCCAAAGCAGUGCCGCGUGAAACUGAAGGAGCUGAGGCAAGCCUACCAGAAAACCAGAGAGGCGAACGGCCGCUCCGGGUCAGAGCCCCAAACAUGCCGCUUCUGUGAUGAGCUGCAUGCCAUUUUAAGGGGUUCAGCCACCACUACCCCAGCCGUGUUGUUUGACUCCUUCAAUGGAGAUGAAGGCAAUACAGAAGCAGGUUUUGGGGACGAAGAAGAAGAUGAUGAUGAUGAUGAGGUUGUAGAUAGCUCACAGCAAGCAAGCGGAGAAACUGGUUUUCCCGACAGCCAGGAACUGUUUCUCACCCUGGACCUGGAGCCAGUACCCCCCGAACCCACCCAAGGCUGCCUCCUGGACCCAGCAGGCAGAGAAGGGACCUCCGCUGCAUGUGUUUCAAUGAUCACAGGAUCUUCUCCUUCCCAGAGGCUAAUGAAGCUUAGAAAGAAAAAAAACGCACUCGAAAUGAAAUGUUCUCCGAGCUCAUGCUGUCCUCCCACACUGACAGAGCACAGACAAAUGCGUGGAGGCAAAUAUGUCAGAGUGCAGGAAAGCACAAAAUGACCGGGAGGAGAGGUGGAGGGCUGAAGAGAGUAAAUGGCGGGCUGAAGACAGGGCUGAAGUUCAAAUGUGGCGGUAGCGUGAUGAGAGGAGGCAGGAUUCAAUGUUGAGGCUGCUGGAGGACCAAACCAGUAUGCUCCAGUGUAUGGUUGAGCUGCAGCAAAGGUAGCUGGAGCACAGACUGCCACUACAGCCCAUGUGUAACCAACCGCCCUCCUCCCCAAGUUCCAUAGCCUCCACACCCAGAUGCCCAAGAACGCGGUGGGGGGGCCACUGACCAACCAGCCACUCCGCCAGAGAGGACUGCCCAAAAAAAAGAAGGCUGGCAUUCAAUAAAUUUUAAAGUUGUAAACUUUUAAAGUGCUGUGUGGCAUUUUCCUUCCCUCCUCCACCACCCCUCCUGGGCUACCUUGGUACU